GCAAAAAUUUUGCUCAAAAAGCCCUAACCCAUGCCAUUUUCAUCCCGCUAGAAUAAGAUGAGAUUUAGCAUUUUUCUUCCUUCUCCUAGUAAGGAUUAGACAUUUAUGAGUUUAUGAUUCUUAAAAUUAUGAUAAAAACCCAAAUCUUGCUAUGGUAUCCUUCCAUUUUCUGGUCCAUGUUGGGUGUGAGGAGAGGCAACCAUUUUUCCAGCACUUCCGGUGAAAACUCUACUGCAAUUUCGGACCCUGCAGGCAGACUACACUGGCAGCCCGACCUUCUGUUAGUAUUUUGGUCAUAACUCUCUCUGUAAAUGUCGGAUUAAGGUUCUAAAUCACCUCAAGCACCUUGACUUAUUGAAUUCUUUGCUUGUCAUAUACCCACAAGGUGAGGUAAGUAAAAUUUUGGUAAUGCCCCUGAAUUUUAAGGUAAAGGUUUUUUUUUUUUUAAAGUAUAUUUUAAACUAUUUUGAAAUGGUGGCGAAACUAAACUUGUUUUACUCAAACAUAAGCAUGAUUGGCUAAAUAAAGUUGUUAUCAUUUAUUGAUUUGAGCAUACCUACUUGGAGUUUACUGAAUUAUUCUGAUAACCUGAAAGUUGAUUUGUAAGUUAUGGAUUUUCCUGUAACUCCUGCAUGUUUUAGUCUCUAAUAUGGUCAUGAAUUCCAUUCUCCUAACAAUGGGAGUUAAAUGAUGGCACAUGUCAACAUGUAUUUCUGUAAAGCCGGUUCAUCCAGCCAGUGAGAGAGUACAUUGGUAUUUCUAUUGUCCAGCCAAUUGGGAAAGUACACUGACCAUGACUAAUUAAGGGGACCACUAAAUAAAAUUUCAAUAUGCAUAAAUUAUUUAUAACUGAGAUUUUCUUCCCAUUUACAUUUUAAAUGUUUCUCGGCAUGCUUUAAAAAUUUCAAUAAGGGUUAUCCAUAUCUUUACUUAUUAAGUUAUCUCACAUAGUUUUUUCUUAUCCACCAUUUCAGGUAGUGUGACCCGAGACGUGGGAAACCAAGGGGAGUGACGAGCUAAAAGGUUAGCCAUUGUAUUUUGGACAUAGAUUUUGAGUUGUAGAUUAUUCUUUGUAAGCUAGAUUUUAUUUUGAAAUAUUGAUCUAAGUUUAUGUGGACUAUUAGUAAUGAAUUUAGCAAAUUCGAAGUCUUGUGCAUUUGUGGGAUCCUCUCACAAUUGCAUGGCGUUUGUUUCACUUCUGGUUUUAAGGCAUGACAAUGAUGAAGAUGGAACCGAAAUAAAAUUAUUAUUGAUGAGAAAUUGUUGCAUAUGCAAUAGUGAUGGAUAUAGUCAAUGAAAAUGAGGAUCUUGAAUCAAAUUCAUUAAAAAUUGUCAAUGAAUAAAUGAUUGGCCAAUAU
Messenger RNA from Rubroshorea leprosula, 1358 nucleotides. The record is from the annotation of a GenBank genome assembly. Lineage: Eukaryota; Viridiplantae; Streptophyta; Magnoliopsida; Malvales; Dipterocarpaceae.